Prosopis cineraria is the source of this 1717-nucleotide messenger RNA. RefSeq names its product cytochrome P450 724B1-like. Gene Ontology annotation, molecular function: monooxygenase activity; iron ion binding; oxidoreductase activity, acting on paired donors, with incorporation or reduction of molecular oxygen. The transcript has 9 exons. The coding region runs from base 35 to 1450 and encodes 471 amino acids. The record is from RefSeq and is a predicted model, not a curated record. Gene Ontology annotation, biological process: sterol metabolic process. Lineage: Eukaryota; Viridiplantae; Streptophyta; Magnoliopsida; Fabales; Fabaceae.
AUCUGCAUCUUCAGCGAGAGGAUUAUUAAGCAUUAUGGUUGAGUUUUCGCUCAUCUCAGUUUUCCUCUGUGGACUGGUCUUGGUUUUGGCUUUGCUUCUCAAAUAUCUGAGAAAACAGAGCAACCAUGAAAAUUUGCCUCAUGGAAGCAUGGGCUUGCCAUUCUGUGGCGAAACUCUUGGCUUCCUCAAACCCCAUGAAUCAUUCUCCUUAGGAAGCUUCUUACAACAACGCUGUUCUAGGUACGGCAAAGUUUUCAAGUCUCAUCUGUUUGGCUCCCCUACCAUCGUUUCCUGCGACUGCGACUUCAACAUGUUCAUUCUUCAGAACGAAGGGAAGCUAUUCGAGGCUGAUUAUCCCAAGGUAAUGCAUUACAUUCUCGGCAACUUGUCUCUCAUUGUUGUCACUGGGGACCUUCAUAAGAAGCUACGGAGCACUGCUGUUAGCUUCGUCUGUGCGGCCAAGUGCCAAUCUACUUUCCUUCCUUCUGUGGAGAAGCUUGCACUCUCGAGUGUGAAUUCAUGGCGUCACUCUAAACAAGUUGGUUUUUAUGUUGAAGCUAAAAAGUUUACAAUCUGUGCUAUGCUGAAGCUCCUUCUGGACAUUAAUCCGGACAAGCCUCUAGGCUCUGAGAUUCUAGAAAACUUCGAGACUUACAUGAGUGGUUUCAUAUCAUUCCCACUGAAUAUUCCUGGAACAACAUUUUCCAAUGCUGUGAAGGCUAGAAUAAGACUCUCGUCCAUUGUCAAAGAGAUAAUAAUAAAAAGGCGUAGAGGUGAUAAUGUGGGGUCGUCAGAAGGAGAGGGCCUCUUAAAUGUGAUAUUGUCAAAGCCUAACCUUUGCGUUGAAGAGAUGGUGAGUAUUGUAUUGGACCUCAUGUUUGGUGGUUAUGAGACAACGGCAAAGCUAUUGUCCUUGAUUGCCUAUUUCCUUGGCCAGUCACCUGAUUUGCUAGAAAGGCUCAAGGAGGAACAUCAAGUCAUUAGGAAAAGCAAAGUAGAUGGGGAAUCACUGAACUGGGAAGACUUCAAGCAAAUGAAGUUCACUCUUGAUGUUAUAAAUGAAGCAACAAGAUAUGGGAACGUAGUCAAAUUUUUGCACAGGAAAGCUAUUCGAGAUGUCAAAUUCAAAGAUUUUGUUAUACCAGCAGGAUGGAAGGUCCUUCCUAUUCUGUCUGCUGGGCAUUUGGAUCCUCUGUUUCAUGAAAAUCCUUCAAAGUUCGAUCCUUCCAGAUGGGAAGACACUUCAACAUGCAAGAAAGUUACAGCAUUUGGUGGAGGCUCACGACUAUGUCCAGGUGCUGAUAUAGCUAGGGUGGAGAUAGCAUUCUUCCUUCAUCAUCUUGUCCUUAAUUAUAGGUGGAAGAUCAAAUCAGAUGACUGCCCACUUGCUAUUCCUUACGUGGAAUUCACCCAAGGGUUGCUAUUGGACCUUGAAAAGUUAAGCUCAUGAAAACACUGGUUUUGGAGAGACACUCGAGAUAUGUGAAUAAAUCUAGUGCGUAUUCAGUUAGCUGGGAUAUCCAGUGUUCCGAUCCGAAGUCUAGAAUCCAAAUCUGGGAUGAUUUAAGGCAUGUGAUAGAAAUUCUAAUUCUAGUUAUUACCCAAAAAAAAUACAAAAAAAAAAAUUCUAAUUCUAGUUCUAGUAGUUGGUACUUGACGAUACUUGGGCUCAAUGUCAAUUGUCCAUGUGAAUAGUAGGAACAGAUUGUUCUGUUAC